Molecule: messenger RNA, 1140 nt
Organism: Ascochyta rabiei
Lineage: Eukaryota; Fungi; Ascomycota; Dothideomycetes; Pleosporales; Didymellaceae
Exons: 3
Coding region: 1-1140 (379 amino acids)
Source: RefSeq, a predicted model, not a curated record
AUGACAUCUCUCAGUGCAGACGAGAUCCUCCAGCUUUCAGACAGCGCCCGAGACAGCCUGUCCCAUGAUCGUUAUGCUUGCUCUGCUUUGAGUCGUAUCACGGGCGGCUCUGCUAAUUUCACUUUUCGCGGCCUGCUCAAGACCCCGCUGGCAUUCGCUGAUGGAGGAUCUGUUACGACUGUUAUUCUAAAGAAGGCGACAAACUUUGCCGCUAUCAACAGAAGUUUUGCUCUUGACUCCAACCGCUCGAAGUAUGAAGAUCUCAUGCUCAAGGCUUUACGAAACGUGAGACUCGGUAACGUAGGCUUAACUGUGCCGGUAUCCUCACCGAUGAGCUUCUUCUACGAUAGCCAGUCCCACGUUCAAGUCAUUGAAGAUCUCUGGCCUGCGACAGACCUGGCAAGUAUUUUGACUUCGAGUAAAAUCUCGAAUCUACCAAACCCUGACUAUCCUACGCUCGGCUUCGCUCUCGGCGCAUGGCUUCGUAGCUUUCACAGCUGGACGCAGAAAACCGAGCAGCUCGAGCUGCGACGUACCAUUACACAGAACAAUUCAAGUCAAUCCCUCAAAUGGCGUACUACUUACGGCACGAUCGAGGCCAUCGUGGAACCCUUCCAGAUGAUUUCUGAAGAAGACAAACAAAUAUUGACAGAUGUAAGGGUCCGUGCUGCUUCCGAACUAGAGCAACAGACGCUCUCGGAGGUAGACGAACAAGUGACUGAAAUCGGCUACGGUGUUAUACACGGCGACUUUUGGACUGGGAACGUCCUCACUUCACCGACAGAAUCAAAACUCCAUAUCAUCGAUUGGGAGUUUGCUCAAAUUGGAAAUCGUGCAACCGAUUUGGGACAGAUGAUCGGCGACCUCGUAGAGAAGAGUUUCAUGUGCGACUCUAAGUAUCGUUGCGAGGCUGUAAUCUGCGCUUUUGCUCAGGGUUAUGGGGGUAUCGGCGAAGAUUUAUCGUAUCGUGUUGCGAUACAUGCCGGUAUACAUGCAAUAAAUUGGUGCAGCAGACAUCCUGGAGCGGAGUUGAAGGAAAAGGUCGAGAUGCUGAUACAGCGGGCGGUUGAGAUAGUUGUAAGGGGUUGGAAGGAGGACCGGAAUUGGUUCAAUGGUGAUGUGCUUAGCUGUUUGUUUUGA